This is a messenger RNA of Exaiptasia diaphana, 623 nucleotides long. RefSeq names its product con-Ins G1b. Bases 82 to 462 code for a protein of 126 amino acids. The record is from RefSeq and is a predicted model, not a curated record. Gene Ontology annotation, cellular component: extracellular region. Gene Ontology annotation, molecular function: hormone activity. NCBI's taxonomy places the organism in Eukaryota, Metazoa, Cnidaria, Anthozoa, Actiniaria, Aiptasiidae. The transcript is spliced from 3 exons.
CCACUAGCAGGUGAAGCUUUCRCAGUGGGCAAAAAACGGCAACAAGCUACUCUACUCACAGCAGACGCGGGCUGUGGAAAGAUGACAAUGAAGCAAGGAGUGUUCUCGUUGCUGCUUCUAUUAGAUCUAUUAGCACUAGCUUCAAUUGUCGAAGGAACGUGUAACAACGCCGGCCGUUGUUGGAAAACCACUGAAGACACAUCGCGUCGGAUAGACUGGCAUGUCUGCGGUGACGAUAUCUUCACAGCUGUAUUGGGAGUGUGCAGUGGUAUAAUCACACGGCGGUCUAGCUUUCGACAAACCAAAGGGAAUUCUUCAGGUGAAUCGUCAGAAAAAAGUAUCAUAAAAGAAAGCAAAGCCGCGAAAUCCUUCCACACAACACGGUCUAGAAGGUCUUACCACAUUGUAGAAGAAUGUUGCCACGAAGGAUGUWUAGUAGAGGAAGUCCGAGARUACUGCUGACCAWCGUGAUYGAAUAGAGCARCUGUCACGUGGGGGAUAAAGAUCCAUUAUCCAAUCAAAGAAAAGAAUCUUCGAUUAGAAUGAAAUAAAAAUGAUAUCUAGAUUUGCUAAGUGAAAGAACUUGUUUUGGAGGUGGAUAAUAAAUUUUAUUGACCUGUACA